Messenger RNA from Dermatophagoides farinae (American house dust mite), 1576 nucleotides. RefSeq names its product cell division control protein 6 homolog. Gene Ontology annotation, cellular component: nucleus. Lineage: Eukaryota; Metazoa; Arthropoda; Arachnida; Sarcoptiformes; Pyroglyphidae. Gene Ontology annotation, molecular function: ATP hydrolysis activity; DNA replication origin binding. The record is from RefSeq and is a predicted model, not a curated record. Gene Ontology annotation, biological process: DNA replication initiation; cell division; mitotic DNA replication checkpoint signaling.
AAGCGUUUUUUAAAGUUUAAAAUUCAUCUUUUAAAGACUUUUAAUUUUCAUCAACAAAAAAAAAAAACAAUGACACGAUUAUCACCAUCAAAACGAUCUCAUCUAAAAAUGUCUCAUCCAUCAAAUGGUGGACAACAGCAUCCAAAUAUGGAGCCAAUUUCGAAUGCAAAAACAAUGCUUAGCUCAUCGAAUGUUGAUCGAAUCAUUGGCCGAGAUGAUGAAUAUAAAAAAAUCAUGGAAAUCAUUGAUCAAGGAUUGGCAUCAAAACAAUCGUUGACCAUAUACAUUUCAGGUCCAGCUGGUACUGGUAAAACGUUGACAACAACCACCGUUAUCGAUGAAUUAUCACGUAAAUGGAAAAAUUCAUUCAAAUUCAUAUCAAUGAAUUGUAUGUCAUCAUUCCAGAAUGCCAAUGAUUUCUAUGCUUCAAUAGUCGCUCAUUUUGAACGACGACCAAAACGAUUGGCCACGUCGAUCAAUACCGUGGCCACCGCCAAUGCAUCUAAUCAAUGUUUAGAAGAGCUAAAAGCGAUCCUCAUUGGUCGAAAAUCAAUGACCGUAUUGCUUAUGGAUGAGAUUGAUCAAUUACAAACGAAAAAUCAAAAUGUUUUAAACAGCAUCUUUAGGCUACCAUUACAGCUAUCCGAUCGUGUCAUUUUGGUCGGCAUUGCUAAUGCAUUGGAUUUUACCGCUAAAACAAUGUCCUGGUUACGUGCUGGCAGCCAAUGUAAUUUUCACGAAAUUCGAUUUUUGCCUUCAAAAGAACAGAUUGUCAAAAUCAUUGAAAAUCGAUUGCAAAUGUUUCAGAAUGAAAACAAACCACUGAUUGAUCGUGCUGCUAUUGAAUUCUGUGCCCGUAAAAUUGCUUCCUUUAGUGGUGAUAUUCGCAAAGCAUUGGAUGUUUGUCGACGUGCCAUCGAACUUAUUGAUAAUGAUUCACAAAGUCACAAAGUUAGCAGGCCAAAAAAGAUGAUUCCAUUUCGUGCACGAGAAAAUACGAUGAUGACCAACAAUGAACCGGUGACCAUACGUCUUAUGAUGGACGUUCUCAACAAAGUUUACGGUAAUGCCAUCGAUAAAAUUGAUUCAAAUUCUCGAAGCUUCUUGCCAUCUGAUCAGCAGGUCGUUUUAAGCGUAUUCUUGGUGUUGCUCAAAACACGUUCUUUACGUGAAAUACGAUUGUCAGAAUUUCGUGAAACACUCAUCAAAAUCUGUCGUCGUCGAGGCAUAAGCGUGGAAGGCAAAUCUGAAUCCGACAUAUUGAAUAUGUGUCAAUAUCUAAGCGAUUAUGGUUAUGUGACAGUAAAUGCAGCACGACGUAUUGAAAAAUCGACCGGCAGUCCAUUUGCAAAACGAACACCAUCAAAAAAUCAUCAUAGUACUGACACACAUUCAACGACUUUAUCAUUGAUAAUCGAUCCAUCUGAAGCCGAACAAUUGAUCACUGUAUUUCAUCGUUCGAUCGUUGAUGAUGCAUUUAGCUUUGUAUAAUUAUCAAUGCACAACCUAACCAAUCUGUUUGUUGAUAUUGGUAUCAUCAUAUCGAUUUUACAUUGAAUAACUUAUCAUUCUUACA